Molecule: messenger RNA, 2027 nt
Organism: Plodia interpunctella (Indianmeal moth)
Lineage: Eukaryota; Metazoa; Arthropoda; Insecta; Lepidoptera; Pyralidae
Product: zinc finger protein 27-like
Exons: 5
Coding region: 198-1676 (492 amino acids)
Biological process (GO): regulation of transcription by RNA polymerase II
Cellular component (GO): nucleus
Molecular function (GO): RNA polymerase II cis-regulatory region sequence-specific DNA binding; DNA-binding transcription factor activity, RNA polymerase II-specific; zinc ion binding
Source: RefSeq, a predicted model, not a curated record
CACAUACACACUGGCUUUAGCUCAGCUGCGCUGCGUUUGGUUGGUUGGCUGCGAGUUGGUCGGCCACAUUUUAUAAACUAAGAGCUGGCUGCAAGCUGCAAAACAAAAUUUUGUUCUUCUCGCUUGAAAUUAUGUUGAUAAUUUCCUGUUUGCGCUUACAAGUGUUCUAAAAUAAAAAGAAAAAUAAACUUAUAAAAAUGAACAACGGAACUGAACAAAUAUUUCUAGUGAACUCGACGGGGACCGAAUCUUCUACAAUCCAAAAACCGGACGCGAACUCAGACUUGACGUUACUCGACCUCGAGAAUGUGCAAGACUUCUCUACAGUGUGCCGGAUAUGUGCCACCACCACAGAUUUCUUAAUACCAAUCUUCGAAGGCGAAGGCCUGCAGAAUGACCUUGCUGAUAAAAUAAAUAAACAUCUUCCUAUACAAGUAAGGGCAGAGGACCGUCCGAGACUGCCGUCGGCGGUGUGCGGCGCGUGCGGCGGCGCGUUGCUGCGCUGGCACGCGCUCGCGGCGCGCUGCGCACGCGCCGACCGCGCGCUGCGCGAUCUCAUGGAACAGGAGUCCUCCAAAAGCGAACAAAACAAGUGGGCCGCCUGCCAGGACAGCCCAGGCUGCGGUCUUGACCUUGGAGGAGAACUAGAACCAAUAGAUACUGGUCAGAACGAUGACAAAUUAAUCGAAAUAGAUCUCCAGAAUUACUCACAAACCAAAGAUGAAGACGAAGAUGAACCGCUAUCUAAUGUCGCUUCGAGAAAAACGAGUGACGCUUACAGCAAGUUUUACAGUGCCUUAGUAAACUUUAGGAACCAUUUCUUUAACGAUCAUGAAAAAUGCAAAUAUCCAGAUCUAAUAGACUCUAGUGACUCAGAAAUGGAAGAACUCGACAAUAACGACGUCAAUUUAGACAAUUUCGAUGACUUAUCACAAACUAAUAUGCGCAAAGAUAAAAUGGACGAAGAGACUAGACUCGAACUGAGUCAAGCCCAGAUCAAAAUAAAUGGAAAAGUGUUCUAUACUUGCAAAUUAUGCGGGAAAAACUUGAGUUCAUCACACACUUAUGUUUACCAUAAAAGAAUUCAUACGGGCGAGCGUCCUUGCGUGUGUCACAUAUGCGGGAAACAGUUUCGGGCGCCGAACGGACUUCAAAGACAUCUGACGGAAACGCACGAGCGGUUGCGUCGUCACUCGUGCGAUUACUGUCCGAAAAGCUUCGUGAACAUGCAGAAUUUGAAACAACACAUGCGUAUACACACGGGAGAAAGGCCUUACGUCUGCCCUCAAUGCGGAAAGAGAUUCACUCAGAGCGGAUCGUUGCACGUUCAUAUUAAAACGCAUACGAAUCAUUUUCCUUUCGAAUGCGCGGAAUGCGGGGCUAAAUUUCGUCUUCGCGCUGGUUUAUCUAGACAUCGUUUGAAACAUAGUGGGGAAAGGCCUCACGUGUGUAAUUUAUGUCAGGCUUCGUUCCGCCAUAAGCAUGAACUCACCGGCCACCGCGCCGCGCACUCGGACGCGAAGCCGCACGCGUGCGACGCAUGCGGCGCCACGUUCCGACAGCGACGCGCGUUGCGACAUCACGCGAAAAGAUUGCACGAAACCGAUUUAUCUAACAGGGACAUUACACAUUCACUUGUUUAUAAUCAUAUUCAACAGACUAGUAUCAAUUAUUAAGAUGUUGCCGCCAAAAAAUAUUAUAUAGAUUCGUUUCUAUGCGUUUUUAUUUCGCGACUUGAUUCCAAAGACUGAGAUCUUGUUACGAUUUUGCAACAAUCAAUGUGAAUGGUCAAUAUUACCCCGAAAAAUGUAAAAAAAAAAUUAUUUAUGAAAAAUAAAUCUAUGAAUAAAUGAAACUUAGUUUCUCUUUAAUAACUCGGUCAUAUCUUUGAAACUAACAAAUGACAACAGUCCUUAAUUGAAUUAGAAAUAGAAAAGUUAGUGCCAAAUCGAAUUAUUAAUAUAAAUUAUUUGAUUUAAGCAAUAUUUAAUUUCAUUUAACACUUGAUAAAAAACUUUUCCCAAACC